Molecule: messenger RNA, 11292 nt
Organism: Dunckerocampus dactyliophorus (ringed pipefish)
Lineage: Eukaryota; Metazoa; Chordata; Actinopteri; Syngnathiformes; Syngnathidae
Gene: htt
Product: huntingtin
Exons: 67
Coding region: 292-9876 (3194 amino acids)
Cellular component (GO): nucleus; cytoplasm
Source: RefSeq, a predicted model, not a curated record
CCAUUUCCUGGUCUGAUUUCUGCUGGUACGUCCGUCUUGCUGCAUCAAAUAUGGCCCAUCAACCAGCAUUUCUCUCAGUCAAGUAUAUUAUCAUGAAGAGAUAGUAGACGUCUUGGAUUGGAGGUUGAGAGCCGAGAGCCUGCGGUAGUUGUAGCGAGCUGUGUUAGCACGCUCGUUACACUACGCACCGCUUGCUCUCCGUGUGCUAACUUGCCACCCCCGUGUUAGCUAGUUAGCUCACAAUUAUAAAUAUUAGCUAGCCAGCAAGUUUUCCUCCCGUUAAUUGCAAAAAUGGCCACGAUGGAAAAACUAAUGAAGGCCUUUGAGUCGUUGAAGUCAUUCCAGCAGCAGCAGGGACCACCGACUGCCGAGGAGCUUGUCCAGAGACAGAAAAAGGAGCAGGCAACAACAAAGAAAGACAGAGUAACGCAUUGCUUGACAAUAUGUGAAAACAUUGUGGCGCAGUCUCUCAGAACAUCUCCGGAGUUUCAGAAACUGCUGGGCAUCGCUAUGGAAAUGUUCCUCCUCUGCAGUGACGACAGUGAAUCAGAUGUCCGAAUGGUAGCCGAUGAGUGCCUCAACAAAAUAAUCAAAGCACUGAUGGACUCGAAUCUGCCAAGACUACAGCUGGAGCUGUAUAAAGAAAUUAAAAAGAAUGGUGCCUCUCGGAGUUUGAGGGCAGCUUUGUGGAGGUUUUCUGAGCUUGCUCACCUCAUCAGACCUCAGAAGUGCAGACCCUAUCUUGUCAACCUUUUGCCGUGCCUCACCAGAAUCACCAAAAGGCAGGAGGAGACAGUGCAGGAGACAUUGGCUUCAGCCAUGCCGAAGAUCAUGGUCGCCUUGGGACACUUUGCCAAUGAUGGCGACAUCAAGGUCCUGUUGAAGUCGUUUGUUGCGAACCUGAAGUCCAGCUCCCCCACCAUCAGACGGACAGCUGCCAGCUCGGCAGUUAGUGUGUGCCAGCAUUCAAGACGUACAAGCUACUUCUACACAUGGCUCCUUAAUGUGCUGCUGGGUCUGGUGGUUCCAGUAGAUGAGGAGCACCCCAGCCAUCUUAUUCUUGGGGUGCUGUUAACCCUUCGCUAUCUAAUACCUCUACUGCAGCAGCAGGUCAACACCACGAGCCUCAAAGGGAGCUUUGGAAUCAUGAAAAAAGAGGCUGAUGUGCAGCCAACACCUGAACAGCUGCUGCAGGUGUAUGAGCUGACUUUACACUUCACACAGCACUGGGACCACAAUGUGGUGACAGCAGCUUUGGAGCUUCUGCAGCAGAUGUUCAGGACGCCCCCACCAGAGCUUCUGUACAUGCUCAUCACAGCAGGGACCAUUCCACAUGCCACAGUGUUUCGGCAAGAUACUGAGAGUCGCACACGCUCCGGAAGCAUACUGGAGUUUAUUGCAGGGGGAGGGUCUUCUUGCAGUCCACUCCUCCUCAGGAAACAGAGAGGUAAAAUGCUUUCUGGGGAGGAAGAUGGUUUGGAAGAUGAUGCUGACAAGUCUGAAGUCACCACUGGAACUUUCACAGCAUCUGUUGUUGGAGCAGAUGGCUCCUCUGCAGCCCAAGUGGACAUCAUCACAGAACAGCCCCGCUCCUCUCAGCAUACCCUGCAGCCCGGUGACUCUGUGGACCUGAGUGCCUCGUCAGACCAGGGUGGGGGUGGAGGCGGGACGUCUGCCUCAGAUACUCCUGAGUCACCCAACGACAAUGAGGAGGAAAUGCUGAGUCAGAGCUCUAGUGGUGGGACAAAUGUUACUCCAGAGACAGCUGACUAUACGACACCAGAGAACGCUACUCCAGAAGGAGGGCCACUAAUAGAAGGCGGGUCACAGCUAGGCACCAAUGACAGCUCCCUCCCACCCAGUGAAUCCUCCCAGACUACCACAGAAGGACCUGACUCGGCUGUCACUCCCUCAGAUGUAGCAGAACUGGUGCUGGAUGGCAGUGAGAGCCAGUACUCUGGGAUGCAAAUUGGAACUCUACAGGAUGAGGAAGAUGAAGGCACAGCACCUUUUUCCAGAGAUGAACCUUCAGAAACCUUCCUGCAGUCAGCACUAGCUCUGAGCAAACCUCAUCUCUUUGACGUCCGAGGUCACAACCGGCAGGGUUCAGACAGCAGCGUGGAUCGCUUCAUACCAAAGGAAGAACCUGCUGACCCCGAACCUGACAUCAAGCCAUCAAGUAUAAAGGGGCCAAUUGGACACUAUACAGACCAGGGAGCAGAGCCACUUGUGCACUGUGUGCGUCUUCUUGCUGCCUCCUUCCUGUUGACAGGACAAAAGAAUGGUCUGAUCCCUGACAAGGAGGUACGAGUGAGUGUAAAGGCUCUGGCAGUCAGUUGUAUUGGCGCAGCUGGGGCACUGCUUCCUGAAGCCUUCUUUAAUUCCCUCUACCUGGAGCCGCUGGAUGGCGUUCCAGUUGAAGAGCAGCAGUAUGUCAGCGAUGUGCUGGAUCUCAUUGACCAUGGGGACCCACAGAUCAGAGGGGCCACAGCCAUCCUCUGUGCAGCCAUUAUUCAGGCUGCACUCACUAAAACACGUUACAACAUUCACACCUGGCUGGCCAGUGUGCAGAGUGCAACAGCUAACCCUCUGUCCUUGAUGCACUUGGUGCCUUUGCUGCGAAAAACCCUAAAAGAUGAAUCUUCAGUUACCUGCAAGAUGGCUUGCUCUGCAGUUAGGCACUGCAUAAUGACUAUAUGCAGCAGUACACUAAGUGAGCUGGGCCUGCAGUUGAUGAUCGACUUGUUGGCUCUCAAAGACUCUUCCUAUUGGCUUGUUCGCACUGAACUGUUGGAGACCCUGGCUGAGAUGGACUUUCGGUUAGUUAAUUUCCUGGAGAGGAAGACUGAGACUUUACACAAAGGCGAACACCACUACACUGGGCGUCUUCGGCUGCAGGACAGGGUUCUAUAUGAUGUAGUAAUUUGCCUGUUGGGAGAUGAUGAUCCAAGAGUCCGACAUGUGGCAGCUUCUGCUGCUAGCAGACUGGUUUCCAGAUUGUUCUUUGACUGUGACCAGGGUCAAAUGGACCCUGUUGUCGCUAUUGCCCGAGAUCAGAGUUCAGUUUACCUCCAGCUGCUGAUGCAUGAGGCGCAGCCCCCCUCCCAAUUCACAGUCAGCGCUAUCACAAGGACUUAUCGGGGCUUUAACCUGUCCAACACCGUGUCUGACGUCACACUGGAAAACAACUUGUCUCGAGUCAUCACUGCUAUCUCCCAUGUGUUCACGUCCUCUACCUCCAGAGCUCUGACUUUUGGCUGCUGUGAAGCGCUCUGUCUCCUGGCUUUACAUUUCCCAGUGUGCACGUGGAGCACAGGCUGGCACUGCGGCUAUAUUAACUCUAUUAGUAGCCUUUCAUCUCGAGCCAAUCUCAACCGUAGCCGAGGCAGGGCCCUCAGUCUUCCUCAGUCCAGCAGUGCUCCAUCGUCCUCAGCCUCCAACUCCUCUGCACCUGAUGUAGAACGAAGGACUCUAACAGUGGGAGUGACCAAUAUGGUACUCUCCCUACUGUCAUCUGCCUGGUUUCCACUGGAUCUUUCUGCACACCAGGAUGCCUUGUUACUAGUUGGAAACCUGCUCACUGCAGUGGCUCCUAAAUGCAUGCGCAACCCCUGGGGUGGAGAGGAAGAAGGAAACGGUGGCAGUGGUGGAGGACCAAAUAAGAUGGAGGAACCCUGGGCAGCGUUAUCAGAGCGCUCCCUGGUAGUAAUGGUGGACCAGCUGUUUUCCCACCUGCUGAAGGUCCUCAACAUCUGUGCCCAUGUGCUGGAUGACACUCCACCAGGACCAGCAGUUAAGGCCACACUGCCCUCCCUGAGCAACGCUCCCUCCCUCAGUCCUAUCCGCAGGAAGGGCAAAGAGAAGGAGCCUUCUGAUCCCAAUGCUGUGCCGUUGAGCCCAAAAAAAAGCAAUGAGGUCAACACAGGCAGAGCUGUUGAUAGUACGAGUGGAACGGCCGUAAACAAGUCUAACACCAUUGGCAGCUUCUACCACCUGCCACCCUACCUCAAGCUUUAUGAUGUUCUGAAAGCAACUCAUGCCAACUAUAAGGUGACGCUGGACCUUCACAGUAGCCAGGAGAAGUUUGGAGUUUUCUUGCGUGCUGCCUUGGACGUACUGUCUCAGCUGCUUGAGCUGGCCACACUUCAUGACAUCAGCAAAUGUGUAGAGGAAAUUUUGGGCUAUCUCAAGUCCUGCUUCUCCCGAGAACCUACCAUGGCUACCGUUUGUGUUCAGCAGUUGUUGAAGACCCUUUUUGGCACAAACUUGGCAUCCCAGUAUGAGGGUGUCCUGAGUGGACCCAGCCGUGCCCAGGGCAAGGUACUUCGUCUUGGCUCGUCCAGCCUGAGACCAGGCCUGUACCACUACUGCUUCAUGGCACCAUACACACACUUCACACAGGCUCUGGCUGACGCCAGUCUCCGUAACAUGGUGCAGGCUGAACAGGAGCAGGACACCUCUGGAUGGUUUGAUGUGAUGCAGAAGGCAUCUAACCAGCUGAGGUCUAACAUUGCAAAUGCAACACGCCAAAGAGGAGACAAGAAUGCCAUCCACAACCACAUCCGUCUUUUUGAACCACUUGUGAUUAAAGCUUUGAAGCAAUACACCACGAGCACCUCUGUGGCUCUGCAGAGACAAGUUCUGGACCUUCUAGCCCAGCUUGUGCAGCUUCGAGUUAACUACUGCCUGCUAGACUCUGAUCAGGUUUUCAUAGGGUUUGUCCUGAAACAGUUUGAAUAUAUUGAAGUGGGACAGUUUAGAGAUUCAGAGGCCAUCAUACCAAACAUAUUUUUCUUCCUCGUACUAUUGUCUUAUGAACGUUACCAUUCCAAGCAGAUAAUCAGCAUCCCCAAAAUCAUCCAGCUGUGUGAUGGCAUCAUGGCCAGCGGAAGGAAAGCAGUUACACACGCAAUUCCUGCCUUGCAGCCAAUAGUACAUGACCUGUUUGUCUUGAGGGGCUCAAACAAGGCAGAUGCAGGCAAAGAGCUGGAUACGCAGAAAGAAGUGGUGGUCUCGAUGCUGCUCAGACUUGUUCAGUACCACCAGGUUUUGGAGAUGUUCAUCCUUGUUCUACAGCAGUGUCACAAAGAAAAUGAGGAUAAGUGGAAGAGAUUGUCCAGACAGAUUGCAGAUGUGAUUCUUCCCAUGAUUGCCAAGCAGCAGAUGCAUUUGGAUUCCCCUGAGGCUUUGGGAGUUUUAAACACUCUUUUUGAGACUGUGGCACCCUCCUCUCUACGGCCUGUGGAUAUGUUGCUCAAGAGUAUGUUCAUCACCCCGUCUACUAUGGCGUCUGUGACUACAGUCCAACUGUGGGUGUCUGGUAUCUUGGCAGUGCUCAGGGUACUAGUCUCUCAGUCAACUGAGGACAUUGUGUUAUCGCGAGUCCACGAGCUCGCCCUCUCCCCACAUCUCCUUUCCUGCAACACAGUCCACCGCCUCCAUCAGCAAAGCCCCUCCCCAAAUGGCCCACCCACUUCUGAUUCAUUUACUAUUCAAGAAUCUAAUGGGCAUGCACAAAAAGCCUUGCCUGAGGAAACAUUUGCCAGAUUCUUGCUCCAAAUGGUUGGAGUGUUGCUGGAUGAAAUUUCCUCCAGACAAGUUAAAGUGGACAUUACAGAGAAGCAACACACUUUCUAUUGCCAGCAGUUGGGCACAUUGCUCAUGUGUCUAAUACACAUCUUUAAAAGUGGAAUGUUUCGUAGAAUCACAGCUGCAGCCAGCCGCCUCUUGGUGGGUGAGAGUGCUAAUGGCCAGAGUGACUCUGAGGCCGGUCUUUACUACCAUUUGGAGACCCUAAACUGCAUGGUGCAGGGCCUGAUCACCACCCACCCCUCCCUGGUGCUGCUCUGGUGCCAGGUCCUACUCCUCAUCAACUACACAAACUAUUCCUGGUGGGCUGAGGUUCACCAGACACCGAAGAGACACAGCCUAUCAUGCACAAAACUGCUUAUCCCUCACUCUUCAGGAGAAGGUGAGGACAAGCCUUUGUCCCAGUUAUCCAUGGUGAACAGAGAGAUUGUCCACAGGGGCGCUCUCAUCCUCUUCUGUGAUUAUGUGUGUCAGAAUCUGCAUGACUCAGAACAUCUCACCUGGCUGAUAGUCAACCAUGUGAGUGAUCUCAUCAGCCUUUCUCAUGAGCCACCCGUGCAGGAUUUCAUCAGUGCUGUGCACCGAAAUUCAGCUGCCAGCGGCCUCUUUAUCCAAGCCAUUCAGUCGCGCUGUGACAACCUGACCACUCCUACAAUGUUGAAGAAGACUCUGCAGUGUUUAGAAGGCAUCCACCUCAGUCAGUCUGGCUCCCUGCUGAUGCUGUAUGUGGACAAGAUGCUAAGUACACCCUUCAGGGUUCUGGCCCGUAUGGUGGACACGCUGGCGUGUCGUAGGGUAGAGAUGCUGUUGGCUGAGACAUUACAGAACAGUAUAGCCCAGCUGCCUGUGGAAGAACUGGACAGAAUCCAGGAAUACCUUCAAAGCAGUGGCCUGGCUCAGAGGCAUCAGAGGUUCUACUCCCUGCUGGACAGGUUCCGAGCCAAUGUUGCUGAAACCAGUAGCCCAGUCCCUCCUGUGAGUUCACACCCCUUAGAUGGGGAUCCACCCCCUGCUCCUGAACUGGUCAUUGCGGAUAAGGAGUGGUAUGUGACACUGGUGAAGUGUCAGUGUUGUCUUCGUGGAGAUGUCUCUCUGUUGGAGACAACGGAACUCUUAACCAAGCUCCCUCCCGCUGAUGUUUUCAGCAUCAUGCGAUGUGAGACAUUCAACUUAAGUCUACUGUGUCCAUGCCUGAGCAUGGGAGUACAGCGAUUAACACGUGGACAGGGGUCGCUCUUGUUAGAGACUGCAUUGCAGGUGACCUUAGAGCAGCUUGCUGGGGUUACACAGUUACUUCCUUCACCGCACCAGUCCUUCUUGCCACCUUCCCAGCCACAGUCUUACUGGACCCAGCUGGGUGAUGUGUAUGAUGAGCCAAGUUUCUACCCCAGGGUUUUAGCCCUCAGCAGAGCACUGUCCCAGUACCUCCUAAGUGUAAACCAGCUCCCACCCUCAUUACACAUUCUCUCUGACAAGGAGGACCUCAUCACUGCUUUCACCUGCACUGCCGCUGAGGUGAUAGCGUGGCGUCUGCUCCAGGAUCAGCUCCCCCUGAGUGUGGACCUGCAGUGGGCUUUGGCCUGUCUGUGCUUAGCCCUGCAGCAGCCUUGCAUCUGGAACAAACUGUCCACCCCAGAGUACACCACACGCACAUGUUCGCUCAUCUACUGCCUACGUCUCAUUAUGGUUGCUGUGGCUGUGAGCCCUGGAGACCAGCUUCUGCCCCCAGAGAAGAAGAAAAGGUUAGCCAGGGAUGCUGAAGGAGAUGAAGUGGAUUCACCACAUGCUAACUACGAUUGCGAGUGGCAAGCAUGUGAGAUCAUGGCAGACCUGGUGGAAGGGCUGCACAGCAUACUUUCUUUGGGACAUCAACGAAAUAGUGCAAUCCCUGCUUUUCUAACUCCGACCUUACGCAACAUUGUGAUCAGUAUUGCCCGACUGCCUCUGGUCAACAGCUUCACUCGAGUUCCUCCUCUGGUUUGGAAACUGGGCUGGUCCCCACAGCCAGGAGGGGAGUUUGGUACAACAUUGCCUGAGAUCCCUGUGGACUUCCUGCAGGAAAAGGAUGUCUUCAGAGAGUUCCUGUAUCGCAUUAACACACUUGGUUGGAGCAACAGGACUCAGUUUGAGGAGACUUGGGCCACUCUGCUGGGGGUUCUGGUCACACAACCAAUCACAAUGGACCAAGAGGAAGAGACGCAGCAGGAGGAGGAUUUAGAGCGUACCCAGUUGAAUGUGUUAGCAGUGCAGGCCAUCACCAGCCUGGUGCUGAGUGCAAUGACUCUGCCCACUGCUGGCAACCCUGCAGUCAGCUGUCUGGAACAGCAGCCUCGUAACAAGAGCCUCAAAGCCCUGGAGACGCGGUUUGGAAGGAAACUGGCAGUUAUCAGGGGUGAGGUGGAGAGGGAAAUACAAGCUCUUGUCUCUAAGAGAGACAACAUUCACACACACCACCCUUACCAUGCCUGGGACCCCGUACCCUCUCUGUCAGCAGCAUCAGCAGCAGGAACAUUGAUAAGUCAUGAAAAGUUGCUGCUUCAGAUCAACACGGAACGGGAGAUGGGAAACAUGGACUAUAAAUUGGGACAGGUGUCCAUCCAUUCAGUGUGGUUAGGAAAUAACAUCACUCCACUGAGGGAGGAAGAAUGGGGUGAAGAUGAGGAAGAUGAAGUAGAUAUGCCUGCGCCAGUCUCCCCCCCUUUAUCACCAAUUAACUCCCGAAAACAUCGUGCAGGGGUGGACAUUCACUCGUGUUCCCAGUUUCUUCUGGAACUCUACAGUCAGUGGCUUAUUCCAGGCUCUCCCAGUAACAGGAAGACUCCAACCAUACUUGUCAGUGAAGUGGUCCGAUCGCUGCUGGCGGUGUCAGACUUAUUCACAGAGAGGAACCAGUUUGACAUGAUGUUCUCCACCCUAAUGGAGCUCCAAAAGCUCCACCCACCAGAGGAUGAGAUCCUCAAUCAGUACCUGGUGCCUGCUAUCUGCAAGGCUGCUGCUGUGUUGGGCAUGGACAAAAUUAUUGCAGAACCAGUUUGUCGCUUGUUGGAGACAACCCUGCGCAGCACACACCUGCCCAGUCGCAUGGGUGCUCUUCAUGGGGUGCUGUAUGUGUUGGAGUGUGACCUGCUAGAUGAUACAGCCAAGCAGCUCAUUCCAACCAUCUCAGAGUACCUGCUGUCCAACCUGAGGGCUAUUGCUCACUGUGUAAACCUGCAUAACCAACAACAUGUCCUAGUGAUGUGUGCUGUGGCCUUCUACAUGAUGGAGAACUACCCUCUUGAUGUAGGAGCUGAGUUCAUGGCUGGAGUUAUACAGGUGUGCAGUGUGAUGGUAUCAGCCAGCGAGGACUCAACCCCUUCAGUGAUUUAUCACUGUGUGCUCCGGGGUCUGGAGCGCCUCUUGCUCUCUGAGCAGCUGUCUCGUAUGGAUGGAGAGGCGCUGGUCAAGCUGAGUGUGGACAGAGUGAACAUGCCAUCACCACACAGAGCUAUGGCCGCCCUAGGCCUCAUGCUCACCUGCAUGUACACCGCGGUGCUUGCGUCGGGUUCAGAAGUCACAGGGGUUAAAGGUCAGGUUGACUCUGGCUCUGCUGUAGCGGAGGUGGUGGGCGUCACGGCGGGUCAUGUUGGUUUCUCCUCAGGGAAGGAGAAAGCUAGCCCCGCCAGUCGCCCCACACACACAGACCCUCAGGCCCCAGAUAGCGAGUCGAUCAUUGUUGCCAUGGAGAGGGUCUCCGUCCUCUUUGACAGGAUCCGGAAGGGUUUGCCCAGCGAAGCUCGGGUAGUGGCUAGGAUACUACCACAGUUCCUCGACGACUUCUUUCCACCUCAAGAUGUCAUGAACAAGGUCAUCGGCGAGUUCCUGUCCAACCAGCAACCGUAUCCGCAGUUCAUGGCUACAGUAGUCUACAAGGUUUUCCAGACACUCCAUGCUACAGGCCAAUCAUCAAUGGUGCGUGACUGGGUGCUGCUCUCCUUGUCCAACUUCACGCAAAGGACACCUGUGGCCAUGGCCAUGUGGAGCCUCUCAUGCUUCUUUGUCUCUGCCUCCACCUCACAGUGGAUCUCAGCCUUACUGCCUCACGUCAUCAGCAGAAUGGGCUCCAGUGAAGUGGUGGAUGUCAAUCUGUUCUGCCUCGUGGCCAUGGACUUCUACCGGCAUCAGAUCGACGAGGAGCUGGACCGCAGGGCCUUCCAGUCGGUGUUUGAGACUGUAGCUUCACCAGGAGGUCCUUACUACCAGCUGCUGGGCUGCCUGCAGUCAAUCCAUCAGGAUACAACACUGUGAGAGAGCCAGAUGGACUCUGAGGCAGAGAUGUGUGGUGACAAAUGUGGUGAGCUCUUCUCAUCCACUUGAGGCUGUGAUGGAGGGGAAGCAAUGAGCAGCAGUAGUUUGCUGCUUUUUCUCUUGAGGUGACAUCUAAGGUAUACAGUAAUGUUUAUGUAUGUUCGAUGUGAGAGGAGAAUCUUUGAAUUGUAAGAACCAGGCACCAUAUAACAUCCCCAAAAACAAUCAUCUUUCCUGUCCUGAAAGCACCUUGAUGAAAGCAGAAUGAGAUAAACACUUGUUGGAAUAGUAUCGCAUAUAGAAAGUCAUUUACUAGAUUUCAAAUUGCAUCUAUUUUUCAAUGUAUUUUUCCUCUUAAUGUGCUUGUCAGGACUGACUGCUCAUUCUUUAAAAAUAUAAAUAUAUAUUUAAGCUUUGUGUGGUCAUCCUAACCAGCACACUAUUAAAAUAGUCAUGUUUAUUUUGUGUGUGAGAACGACCACUCGCCAUUGUAGCUUAUUUCCAUCAUUGUGAUAAAGAAUAAUGCGACAAUUGUUUAGACUAUGUCAGAAUGACACUUAUGUUUUCCACAUGGCAACAUUUCACAUACAUUAGAACAUAAUCAACAACAAUACCAUAAUCUAUGCUACUUCACGUUUGUCAUCCAUUUUUUAAAAAAGGUAUUCAGUGAUUAUUCCGCCUCACGUGCACCCAAAUGUUCCCAUCUCUUGUUCCUUAGAACACUCAGGAUGUAAGAUGUGAUGUGUCUCUUAAAUGUCGUUGCCCUUAUAUCUUGUAAAAAGUAAAUGAAUAUGAAAGCCAUUGUGCAUGAUAGAAUUGUACAAAGAUAAGGAGAGUUCUUACAGUACCAAUGUGUUGUAUUUGUUUUUUAAUGCACAUAAGAUCAUGAAAGCUAUGUGACCAUGGAAUGCACCAAGCUGUGUGUUUAAACAGAAGACUUGAGUUGCCUGGCGCUGUGCUGGGCUUUCAUGGUGUGUACAUACACUUGCCUUAGAUAAGGAUGAUGUCCUGUACACUGAACGCUUAAAAGCAUGCUUAGCAUCAGCGCUACCGUCAUGCAUUAUUGCCUUUAGUGUACGGUAUGUCGAUGGCUACAGUUGCCAUGACUCUUGUGUGGACUAAAGGCAACACAAGCCAAAGGCAGCCUUGUUACCAUAGCAACAAACUGCAGCUUUGACAAAUCAGACAAAAGAAUUGUUGAUAAUGUCAGAGCACAGCAGGUGUUUUCCUCUUGAGUUGAGCUUUAAAUAAUUUCGUCAGAAAUUAAAAGGUAAAUGUUUUUAGCACCUGGUCUUGAUAAGUACACUGCAAGAAAAGUGAUGGAUUUUUAUGUUAAGUUCUGUUUAAACUCUAAAGGCAAUGUAAGUUCGACCAUGUUAACUCGUGUAUUAACACAAUAAAUGAAUGAGUCCUCUG